Molecule: messenger RNA, 1135 nt
Organism: Meriones unguiculatus (Mongolian gerbil)
Lineage: Eukaryota; Metazoa; Chordata; Mammalia; Rodentia; Muridae
Gene: Gpr18
Product: G protein-coupled receptor 18
Exons: 1
Coding region: 1-1017 (338 amino acids)
Biological process (GO): positive regulation of Rho protein signal transduction; phospholipase C-activating G protein-coupled receptor signaling pathway
Cellular component (GO): membrane
Molecular function (GO): G protein-coupled receptor activity
Source: RefSeq, a predicted model, not a curated record
AUGUCAUGGGCACCAGCCUGCUAUGAGAUGGCUACCCCAAGUGAUCAGCACCAGACUGUCCUUUCUGGCUCACACCCAGAGGAGUUCAAAAUCGCGGCCCUGGUCUUCUACAGCGGGGUCUUCCUGGUUGGGUUAUCUGUCAACGUCACUGCGUUAUGGGUCUUCAGCUGCACCACCAAGAAGAGAACCACGGUGACGGUCUACAUGAUGAACGUGGCCCUGCUGGACCUGCUGUUUGCGCUGGCCCUGCCCUUCCGGAUGGUGUACUAUGCAAAGGGCGACUGGCCCUUUGGGGAGCGCCUCUGCCACGCCCUCGGGGCCCUGGUGCUGCUCUACCCGAGCCUGGCGCUGUGGCUCCUGGCCCUCCUCAGCGCUGACCGCUACAUGGCCGUGGUGCAGCCGAAACACGCCAAGGAACUCAAGAACACCCGUAAGGCCGUGCUGGCGAGCGCGGGGGUGUGGGGGAUGACCCUGGUGACCACCGUCCCUCUGCUGCUGCGCUCCGCAGACCCCGACAAGGACGCCUCGCCCGCCACCUGCCGAAAGCUCUGCGACAUCGUCCACCUGAGGGCCCUGACGGCGCUCGGCCUCACCCGGCUCCUGCUCUUCUUCCUGGUGCCCCUGCUCAUCAUCGCCGGGAGCUGCGCCAGCGUCAUCCACAGCCUCCUGCGAGGCCAGGCCUCCUCGCUCAAGCCCAAGGUCAGGGAGAAGUCCGUCCGCAUCAUCGCCACGCUCCUGCUGCAGGUGCUCGUGUGCUUCGUGCCCUUCCACGUGUGCCUGGCCUUGCUGACGCUGCGCCAGGAGGACAGCUACAGCCCCUGGGCGGCCUUCGCCACGCUGCUCAUGAGCCUCAGCUCGUGUCUCGACGUCAUCCUCUACUACAUCGUGUCCAAACAAUUCCAGGCGCGCGUCCUCAGCGUCAUGUGGUACCGCAACUACCUUCGGAGCGUGCGCAGAAAGAGCUUCCGUUCCGGCAGCUUACGGUCGCUUAGCAACGUGAACAGCGACAUGCUGUGAAUCACGCGCCUGUCGCUCUGAGGCUUUGUCUGUCUACUCUGAGUGAACUAGUAUCCUAUUGAACCCCGUCCCUUCUUUGUGAAAAGAAAUAAUAAUUAUAAUAAACUUUAAAAACUCC